CUUCAGUCCUCACCGGGACACAGACAAAGUUUCGCACCCGGAGAAAGGUCAAUCGGUCGGCCGCUCCGCGCGCACGGAGGAGCUCUCGUAACUCCCGUUCGAUAACCAGGUGUAAUUUCCUCUUUAUCGUGUUACGUUCGUCGGAUAGCGCUUCGGGUUACCAGCCGGUCGGCUUCUUCUCCUCAUCUUCGGCUUUUCUCCUCUUCUUUAUCUUUUCUUUUUUUUUUUCCUUUUACCGCCGUCUCCUACGCUGUCUCAAUCGCGUCCGUCCUGAUCGCGCGCUCGCGACGAUAAUAACAUUUCGCCUCCACCAGGAGGUCAGGAGAUCGUCGGGUCCAGGUGGUUCGAAUCCGGAAGCCGCCGCUCUGGGAUCGUUUUAGUGCUCAUGUAACGGACGCAAGUAGCACCGGUGCGCGCGGAAUUGGUUUACGUGAGAGUGCGCGUCUCUUCUUCGUAACUCCGGCCCAGUUCAAAGUGCCGUCGGUCCGCGGGACUCGAGCAGAUGGACGGCGACAUGUGGAGGCUUUGGUUUACGAAAUUGCUUCUGCUAGUGACGCUCCUGCUGGCGAUUACGGCUCAGACGCGGUCGCAGGAUGGAGCUUUAUCGAACAAAAACAUUAGAGCGCCGAGGAUAGAGAGGGACCUGCAGGGAGUAACCACAGUCCUCCUGGUCUCGGCACGUCCCGGCAAGUCCGCGCCUCCUGUUGGAGUCCUGACCAAAACGGCGCGCACAUUCGUGCAGGAUGGUGCAAGUACCGAGUUCGCCACUCAGGUCCUUGGCACGACUCUCGACAACGGGCGCCUUUACGCGCGAAUCUUAUCCACGUCCAGCAGAGUGUUCUAUGACAAGGAGCCGGCGCCAGACCCAUCGAGUCCGUACGUCGUUUAUCCCUCGAGGGCACCGGAAGAUGACUGGCGGCUUCGAGUAGCUCUCGAUAACACGCCGAUCAGGGCGAUCGAAGAAAUAGAAGCUCUCGGCGGUGACAGCGACACGGACUCGAGCGACUCCGUGAAGCAGAAAGCAACCGGCAAUGCCUCGAAGCUGGACGAACUGUCUCGCGAGAACGACAUAUUCAGUAAGAGGGAGCUGAGUGUAGCUGACAGAUUCAAGCCGGCGAAGGUCCGACCGACCGACAAUCUGCCCACCUAUACGAUUAAACAUGAGUACGUGUCUAGCAGCUUCGACUCCUUCGACGAUGUGCAGCCGAAGAGCUUCCGACCGCGGCUGCCGAAAAUCUUCAAGUCUCAGCCGAAGACCUCGCCGCAGAGGAGACCAGACGUGAAGCCGCUUGCUACGGUAACGUACCACGGCUUCGCGGAUUUCACCACCACGGUCGGCGACACCGUCAUCAUCUUCUCACCGAGCACGUCGCCGGCGCCCGUGGUACGUCCUGCUACCACGAUUAGAGGCGAUGCCACGUUGCGACCGAUCGAUGGCGCGGCAAUGAUGAAGAUUCGACCUACGACGGUAUUGGAAUACGCGAAAACCAAUCAGCCGUAUGAAGGCGAUGUGAAUCACGCUUCAGACGACCGGCUUUUGAGCGCCAUCAAUCGCGGCAACAUCCAACCCAGCCUGACCGAGGAUAUCGAGGCUGAGUCGUCGACGUUGUCCACGGAACCACUACCCGACGUGGAGACCGGCUCGUUGAAGCCGACGGGACUCCUGAAGGUCGUGGACUCCACUACUUCCUUAGACGGCACCACGACGCACUACAAGAGUCUCAUUUACGGAACGUACAUUGGUAAACACUAUGCCGAAGUCACCGACACGUCCUCGAACGUGUAUUUCUUCCCCGACGAAGCAACUGCGACGUACGAGCCUGACGACACUACAAUGGAAUACGGCUCGAUCGAGACGGACCCCGACGAGCCUGAGCAAGGCACUACCGUUGAGAUGUCUGCUACCACACCAGGUGCGAUCACGACCAGCGAAGAGGAAAUGAACGAAUUGACUACUCCGUUGAGAGGUACGACAGACAGUGUACUGACCACUCUCAAGGAUAUCUUGGAGAGCGCGAGAAGAGUGCUAGGUACGACCGAAUCGAUAUUGCCCACCUUGGACGAUGAGAUUCCCAACGACAUCGUCCCAGGAGACCCGCAGGGUCGCAGUAUCAAGGGCAACGACUCGCAGAACGACCUACAGGCUGAUGAACGCAAGCUACAUGGAUUUGGUUCAAGUAAUGCUGAAGAGAAGACCACAUUGACCACCAGAUUACUGCCGUCCACAGCCUACAAGACGUUCACGUACUUCACGACCUUCUUCAUCCCGGACGACAACGAUCACACUACGACUUCCAUACGUUCCCGCGAAGUGGUCUCUUCUGAGGUCACGUACUUAACAGAAUUGAUUCAAUCAAGUCCGACUGACACCAGACUGAAUCCUACCGCCUCAGUACCGCUGCAUACGACACAACAAACGCCGAGUUUCCUCGAUGAAGAAGAACAAACUACAAAACAAGACGAGGAAAUAGAGCUUAUCUUUAAAACUCUGUAUACGACGUACACAUAUCUGACGACGUUCUUCCAAGAGAACACGUCGAGCGUGUCCAGUCGGCAAGUGGUGGAAACUAACGUAAUCACACAGACUGUUGGCCCGAACGGCGUUUCUGCCGUGGUGGCCGGUCUCUUCGAGAAGGACGAGUCUGUUACGAUAUCACCGACAACGAUAUCGCAGAACGUUCUGCCGUCCGUGACGAAUGCUCGAACGCCCGAAUACAACAGCGGCACCGAACCGAUUUAUCAAGUUUUUGAUGAGACGACGGAAGGAAGUCUAACCACUCCCCAACAACAAGAUACCACUGUCCAACAGGAUACCACUGUCCAACAGGAUAUUCCAACAGAAUCCAUCACAACCGUGGACGACUUCGAGACGUCGGAUAAAUGGACCACUGAGCUAGAACCAAGCCCUACUCCGGUCAUAGCAACAGAGGCGCUGAAGGAGCAAGUGAAGACAUAUUACACAACGUACACUUACUUCACGACAAUCUUCGUGGACGAUGAGACGGAGAUCGAGACAAGAACCGAAGUUUUCACCAACGUCGUCACGGAAACCAUUACGCCUACCGCUGUUUUGUCGGCUCCGCAACAGACGAUUCAAAUAACUACGCCGAAACCUGAAGAGAAUAAGCCUGCGGUGCCACCGGAGAUCUUGGCUUAUCUGGAAGCUCUUCAGCGCCAGAAGUCGCAGGAAGAGGCACUUCUCUUAGCGAAGAAAGUUCAGCAACAGAAUGAGAACCAAGCGACGGGCGCUGAUGAAACUACAACAUUGGUUGAAAGCAACAUCGAUACGACAACGGAAACACCCACCACUUUGGAAGAUCGAGUCACUACUGAGCGUCUGUUUGGCGACUUUCAAGUGGGCGCGCAGGUGACACCCAAUCCUCCGACCGAUGUUGAGGUCAUCGGCUCUAUGAUUACGGACGUAGUGUCUUCUUCUAGUUCCGGUGGCGGCACCGUUUUGGACAUAAUGGAUAAGAGAAACGCCGUUCCCGAAGACCAGGAAUUGUCGGAGUCUAACAAUCACGAGGUGGAGCCAGCGCCGACGUUGUUGCUGCAGACUAGUUACACGACCUUCACGUACUUCACAACCAUGUACAAGGGCGAUAUCACGAACGUUGCCAGUCGUCUGGAAACAGUGACGAAUGUGGCGACGGAGACUAUAAGACCUUCCCUCGUUGUAUCGGAGCCGACCAGCACACAACCGGUCACGUAUUUUACGACCUUCACUUAUUGGACGACUUUCUAUAAAGGUGGCGAUACUGUAACCACCAGUCGCGAGGAAACUGUUAGUAAUGUCGUUACACCGGGAGUUGCACCUACUCCCACGGUAGAACUCGGCGUAGUAAUGACUUACAGACCGACUGUGAACCCACCGUUGGAGGAGAACUCCUCGAGCAACGGGAAAGAGUCCAAAGUCACUGCAGAUAAUGAGGUUACACCUGUGGGUAAUGGCGUGCCAGAAAAGUCUACCAUCGACGACACGAGUGUUCCGUUGAAAGGGAUUAUCAGCAGCCAGGACGACCAGCACAGCACGAUAAACACUUCAUUAAUCUCACCUGAACCGACGACUUUCUACACCACAUUUACUUACUUCACCACGUCCUAUGUCGGCAACGAGACGAUUUUAAACAGCAGGCUAGAAACGGUGACCAGUGUAUCGAUACCGGAUGUCACGACUCAACAGGCAACCGGUCGCGCAAUCGGUGGACCCGUGUACCCGUCGAUUCAAACGUUGAGUAGCGACGAGAAGAUCAAGGUGACUCCCACCAAAGUAAGCGAGGCGCCGAAAACGGGCUUAAUUUCCACAACACGGUCGAGCACGGUGCACGAAGGUACCACGACGCAUUACACGACAGACGUGUAUGGCACCUACAUUGAUGGACUAUACGCACAAGUGGUGGAGAGCUCGACGAGAAUAGAAACACCGCCGUUGCCCUCUUCGUCGAUAGCCACGCCUGUUCUCCCCACGGGCAUUUUGUCCUUGAACAAGGGUAGCGUAGUGGAUGCCGACGAAGUCACUACAGUGUACUUCACGACCAAGCAGAUCGGUACGCUUUUUGACGGACUAUACGCUAAGGUGAUUGAAAGCACGUCGAGUACCAAGAUAGACGAAGAGAGAAAAGCGACCAUUCCACCCAGCCAGGGCCAUCGAACUGGACUUGUGCGUCUCAUUCAAGGUCAAAUCGAGGACAAUGGGACAACCACGUUUUAUCAAUCCAAAGUAAUCGGUACCAGUAUCGAAGGACGGUACGCUCAAAUCAUUGAGAGCACCUCUAGCUUCUUAGUGCCAAGUCCUACCUCGAGUAUCACACCAACUUCUACUUUACCACCGAGUCCGACAACGAGUAUUCCCGAAAUUUCGCCAUCUCCCGCAGUGAUUCAAUCUUCAUUAUCUGAAGAUCCUACAACUGAAUCACCCGAUCAGGACGAAGACUCCGGUCAGAACGAGGAAGACGACGAAGAGAGUGGAGAAGACGAAGACGAUCAGAGUUCAAAGAAGAAGUCACGCUUGACGUUUUCAACUAGGAAGAGAACUUUCACUCCAGUGAUCAGACCGUUCGCUUCCAGGAAUAGACCGACCUUCAAUCCCAAGCGUAAAGGCACCCAAGCCGCGACAACUAUCACCCGAACAGAUAUAACGCCUACGAUUACUGCUACUUUGGCCGGUAAAGGCAACAGGUUCGCGUCGUCACGAGGUCGCGUCACUUCGCCCAUCGGACCCUACUCAUCAACAUUAUCCCCGUCGGGAUCCAGAAGGUUCGCAGGCAGACGGGGAACUGCUACUACUUCGAGCUCCUAUACUUCAGCGUUCCCGGCAGGUAGCACUCGAGGCAGAGGACAGCCAAGAAUAACGCCGUCGUCUGUGUUUCAAGGCAAUAGACGUGGCCCUACCUCGAUUAGAGGAUCUUCCGCUAGAGUCGCGGGUCGAGCUUCGAGUUCCGUAUUCCCCGGUGCCUCCUCAAGAUACCGAGCGGGUAUCCGUCCGUCGUCAACGUUAUUGAGGGGACAACCCACCGCCAGACACGAUGAUCAGGAGAACGACGCGAAUGAGUUCACCACUACUACAUUGUUCACUGAUGAGACGCCGUUCACAGAGUACUUCGACGGUGAAACUGUUACCACUCCUUUACAGACUACCACGGAGUCGUCCAGGAGGUCUACAAACCCGCUCUUGCGGUUCCGCAGGCCCCUCAAUUUGAAUGGCAGGUCCGGAACUACUCCAAGACCACCGGCGACCACAACUCCGAGACGAUCGGGGAAUUUGAAUAGACCAAGCGCGCCGACAGUUCCCAGAGUAACCAAUGGACGAACGAACAAUAGAGCGACUCCUCCGGUGUCCACGAGAAGUAGACCAAGCAACACGGGUCUCUUCCCGCCACGUGGAUUCCUUGGAAACAGGAAACAGGAAUUGCCAACUGAGGAGCCAAUCGACCCAAACGAGGAUCUCGAAAGUGAGGACGAAGAAGGUUUCGAAGACGAGCCUGUUGAUGAGAUAUCAGAUAAUGAUUAUGAAGGAUCAGAGCACGAGGACAGAAGAUCCAGUUCGAAUGUAAAUCGUCGUUCUGGAAAAUCUGUCGGACCUGCCGUGCGAAUCAGACCGUUUGGUACGAGAACGAGAAGAGUCCGCCGUCAGGCUAGUCAGCUGAGAGCAUUGAACAGUCGUUUCCGUAGACCUCAACCCUCCUCUACGAAAGCAGAAGAUAGAUCCGAUACAUUGGAUGUUAUGAUCAAUAAAGAAGACAACGCAAAGUCGGGGUCGAAACCCAUUGCUCGGUACAAUCGCGCGCGCAGUUUGACAACGCCGCGAUCGCUUCAAAAGACACCCAAUAGUCCGGACCAAUCGUCAGCGGAGACCACGGAAUUGAGCCAACAAAGUAAGCCCAGGACCGGGUCGAAGCAAUCCAACGGAAACAGAAACGGAUCUGUCAGGAUCAAACCGUCGCCGGCCUCAAGUAACGGCAGACAAUUUACGCUGAGAGAAAAGGAUUCUUCAUUGAACAGAUCGGGCUACAAGAGACCAACCUCAGGUACGAGGACAAAUAGUCGGUCUAAUAGUAAAACUGACAAUGGACGAGUGAGACCACCGAGACUGCGAAAUGGAUCCUCCAAAUCACCCACCGAACCUCCAUCACGCCGAGUAUCGCCGUCCCGCGCGUCCUCAAGAUCGACGAACGGUAGAAAUGGAAACAGAAGAGUCCCUACGAGGGGUAGAAGUUCCCACGGGGACAUCCGCGAAGCGCCCACCGUGUAUCCCAACUUCGACGGUACUAUAACCGUGACGCACUAUGUACCGACGGAAGUGACGAUUCCCGUGGUAAACAAUGGCGUCACAGAGCAUCGGAAUAUCAUAACAGCACAACCCAGCACUGAGGUGCUCGGGCCUACUCAAUACAGCACAGUGAUAGCUGGGGACGGCAGGCCGCUCGUGGUGAUCGUUAGCGAAGUUACGGGUACGAACGUCCAAGGGCAAGCCGAGGUUACGCGAUUCCUACUCCACGAGACACCCACUACUCGCAUUUCGCACACCCUCACGAGCCUUGGUGGCCGUCGCGUCUCCCAGUCGGUAAUUGUACCUACCACGGUAUACUCCGUGGAGAAUAUAGUCUCCACGGUGCAACCGUCCCUGUCCGGCAACGCUCCCCUUGCCAACAUUCUUCUGUCGCAGUUACUUUUGGGUCAGUUAGGUCAGCCGAACCCUCUGUUACAGUCUCAGGCUACACCCACCACACAAUAUAACACACGCACCACUUCCUACGUCACUACUAUCACGAAACAUCAGAGCACUGUCAUACCUCUCACUUUCCGCGGCAAGGAGAUCCUCACGACUCUAAUCGACUCCUCGACCGACGUUGUCACCGCGACGGAAUUCAUUACGGACACUGUAGUGGUGACACCUACUGCCGCGAUACCGGCGGCUAACUUGAAUUCCCUACUGUUGCUGCUGCAACAGCCACAACCGCAGCCGCAGAACUCGAAUCCGCUAUUGGAUCCUUUGUUCGCGGCCGCUCCGUUCACGCAGAGCAAUACUCUGCCGGGAGAAGUGGAAAGGAGACACCAACCAGCCGACUCCGACUACAGACACGAUAAUUACGAAUACUCCGAGGAGGAUGAAGAAGUGGCAGAAUAUAAGAAGCCAUCAAGAUCACGCGGUGGACGCGGUAAAUCGAACGACAGGAGAGACGACUCCAAGGCUUCCGCCGCAUCUAAGGCGGAGUCCAGCGUAGUGACGCUCUACGUAUCCGGUCGUAGACCCGGAGAGUUCAGCACUGUCUUGAGCACCGUGAGAGUCGGCGAUUCCCCGUCCAGAAGACGAAGAAGCGCCCUGGAAGGCGCCGUCGAGGUCCGACCUUCCGUGCCGCCAUCGUUGCACGCCGGGCCAGCGGCAGUUGCCAUUCUGGCAGGAAGUGAAGAUCCCAUUGACGCGCACGCACCAACACAGAGUCUCGAGAGCGUGGUGGUUGAAUGUUAUAUUCAAACUAGUGGAAACAUCGCCAUUGCAGGUGAUUUCCACGACGAAUCGGUGCAAUAUGGAAGUACGAACGCCGAAAGCGAAAGAGACGACAUCGUGGACGCAUGGUCCGCGAACGAGGAUGAUGUAAGUGUCGGGAGGUUCGACACAGAAGACGACGAGGUGUCGUUGGAAAAGGCGCCACGGAAACGCGUGAGAAUUCGAGUACCCGUGGUGCGCAGCAGAAGCGCUAGGCAACACAAGCUCACAGUCGUCAGGCGCAGACCCUUGACGUCCCGCACCGAGAGUCCCGAAUACACGUCUACCGCGCAUGCACCGCGGAGAAUCGUGGUGACGCGUGUCAGGAGUUUGGGAUUGAGCAAAUCGUCCUAUCCGAUUAACAAUCUAAACUCGGCAGGCUUCCAGCCCACUGGUGGAAAGCACAAAGUCACCAUCACCAGGCGUAGGAAGCUCCAGCCUACGCCGAUCUUACCAACGUCAUCCAAGAGCAAGGUCAGAGUCACCCGGAAGAAACUGGUUGCAGUGCGACCGAUACUACCGACGCCAACUUUCGCUAUCAUUACUACCGGAUUCUUCACCGCGCCUUCCUCCGAAUAUUCGGACGAGGAAUAUUCGGAAGAAGUGGCGAGCGAAGAACAGAACGAGGAAAAGAUUGUGAAAGAGGAAGAUUAUAUCGUAUCGACGCCUGGUCUUGAAGAAACACCCAAUGUCAUUGACAACAAACCGCACGACAAUACGAAUCUAGCGCCGCUGGAAAUUAGCUCAACAAUCUCCAAAGAAAAUACGUUAGAGGAGCCAAUAAUUAUUACCGACAAUUUCUUCUUCCCUCCAUCUUCUGAGGAGGGAGACGACGAAUACGAAGAUGAUUACAACGAUACGACUACCACGACUGAAAGUGUUGACGAAGUAACGCUUUUAGAGAAGGACCAGGAACAUUCCACAACCGAGGCGAUUUCUCCUAAGGAGGAAGAUAAUAUCGUGUCCAAUAAGAGCGAAAUUGAAAUGCAAAUUGAAGAUGAUAAUGUCAUAACAACAACGCCAAUCAAUCAAAUUGCAUUGGAAAAACCACCGGAAGAACCGGAAGAAGCAGUGAAAACGAGUCAAGAAUCCGAUGAUACACUAAUGAAUAUAUUAACCUCUGUCGAUUCUUCUUUGGAAGAAGAGACCACCACUACGGAGUCAUCCACUGAGCCCAAUUUAUCAGAUAAGGAUAUGCCGAUCACCACAAUCAUUCCUAUUGAAGAAAUCAACGACGAUAAAGCCACGGUGAAAGAAUAUACGACUGUCGCCAAUCUCGAAGAGCCGACCACUCUGACGGACGAUCUCGUGACAUUAAGCGUGCUCGACAAAUCCUCCGAGUCGACGGAGCUCCCCGACGAAGAGAACGCCACGAUACCUAAUACAACGGAAUCUCACAUCUUCUCUGUGACUGAGGCGACGAGACCGAAGGUAGAAGUUCAAAGUGAAGAAUCACCCGUAAUUCCCGUGGAUUCCGUGGAGCGCAAGAUGCCGGCGGAUGUGAGCAACGAAGGUCCCGAAGAGAUACCGACGGUGCGACCCAUACAACCGGCCGUCAAACUCGACUUUAGCUCGACCCAGAUUCCCGAAACAGUCCUCCUAUCCAACGACACGAUCGCGCCGAGCUUUGACAGCGUGAUUCCGCUCAAGACCGCGAAAUUGUCGACACUCGAGACCGCGAAAUUGUCUACACGCGAGCCCGACACGUCGAAUUAUCGGCACGACGACUCGAUUGUACCGAGCGUGAUACCUCUCGGCGCGAGUUACAGUCGCGACGCCAAAUCACCGAUUCCCGAAAGCACCUCCGUUAUUGAGACCACCCCCGCGACGAAGGUCACCAGCAAGAUCGCGUCGCCCACACCGGAGGAAAUCGAGGCUGGACUAGCGGAUGACCUUUACCUGUCACUGUCCCGCCUCGAUUUCCCCGAGAUCUUGCCGUCCAAGCCAGCCACGGUCGAUUCGGGAGCCGAGUACACGCCGGACCUCGCACUCGAGCCUAGCACGAGCGUCUACUACACCGAGACGGUAGUGACGUCGACGCGAUUAAGGACAUACACGUACGUGGUGACGCAACUUAACGGACUGGAGACUAAAGUGACAUCGUCGACGACCGUACGACCGAGAGUGACGACACUUACGCUGACGGUGCCCGUCACGGUGACUGUCACUCCUACCGUGGAGUCGUCAGCCAGCUUCGUAUCGUCUGUGUAUAAUCCAGUACCCGUUGCCGGAGAGUACGAGGCGAAGGAUGAAGAAGAGGGACGCAGGUUCAACUUAGCGACCCGCGUAAUGUCAAACGGCGUGGAAGUGAUCGUCGCCGGGCCGACUCCGGCUCUACGAUGGGAGAACUCGAAUCCUCAACCUACCCUCACCUUGUCGGACGCAGUGGUCAUGCUCCUCCCGCAGGAUAAGCCGAACGAGUUUGUCACGAAGACUUGCACAACAACUUUCACGUAUCUUAGCACGAUCACCAAGGAUGGAACGACUACCGUCUCCACGGAGCAGCAGGUGGUGGCAAACACAGCGACGGAGGAGCGGCACAGGAAGCCCGGCUCCGAGACGGCAGCCGUGACCCUGGAGGCGUCACCGACUCUGCGCACCGAAGUAUUCAAAACUACCUACACGUAUUUGACUUUGAACACCGACCACCCGGACGCGAAUGACGCGUUAGAAAGUAGCACGAAAGUCAUAACAAACACGGUUACCGCACCGCAACAUUACCUAGACAUGAUUCUCGAGCCGUCAGAAGCCCCGCGACCGGAAACCAAUACGUAUCUCAGCACCAGAGUGUUAGAGAAGACGUUUAUGGAAGAAGGUCGGACAAAAGUGGAGACGGUCAGCGACACGAUCACUCAGUUAAUAGUGACAGAAUCGGCACCUCCGCCGCGACCGACCAGCGUCACGACCACUUUGACCGCCUUGGAUAAUACCGACGGCAGCAUGACGGAUAUCACGAAGACGUAUUUCAUCACGUACACCUACUUCAACACAUUUUUGGAGAAAGGCAGCACGGUGGUGCGCACGAACGUGGCCACGUCGACCGACGUGGUGCUGGAGAAAGUGCCGGUACGGAAAACAACCACGAGGACGGCGCCGAUUAAUCCUACGCCGGAACCUAUACAGAUCUUCGCCACAAAAACGUACCUCACCACCUUCACGUACUUCACGACAUUACUGCAGGCUGGUCCAGACGGCGAAACGUCGACGACCGUGACGUCUCGCUCGCAUAUCGUUGAAAACGUUGUGACGGAAUCGAUUGCGCCGAGUCUGUUGGACGCCGGUUACAUGAAUGCUCUGCUGACGACGGCGCACCACUCCGACCCGGUGAAGAACGUCGUCACGGGCUCGACGAUCAUCUUUUUCGACGAGGAGGACCAGAUCGACCCGACCACGACCACGAAUAUGCCGGAAGCGACUUCUUUCCCGGAAAUCAAGAAAGACGAGAAGACUUCCGCGAGCACGACGGCUACAACGUCGACGAACACGUCGUCGGCGAGCGGGGCUUUCAACGUGAAACCGGCGGAUUUGACCAAGCAGGACAAUAAUAGCGCUGCGCUAUCGAGCGACGAGGCGCAAAACAAACGGCCCAGUUCUCAGGCCGGGAGCGAUCUCCAAGUCGGCAAUCUCCUCGGUCUCGGUUCGCUGGGAAUUAACAGCUUGUCCGCCCUAGGACCGGUGAUCACGGCGAUGGCGGGAUUGCUGCAAGGGAAGACCGCCACAGCUACUCGUCGAAACGAUACCGCGCCUCUCGCGGAGACCCAAGAGGUCACCACACAGAGAGCGCCGAUUUACAUACCGGUUGCGGAAUUCGCUGACGGUGACAUCGAGACUGCCGAAAGUCAAAAUAUAGCCGCUCAUCUAGUGAAUCUCAAUCACAAUUACAUUGCCGAAACGCGUCACAAAGUGACCAGCAGCCUUGCCGAUGGCAUACCGAUCUCUCCCGGCGAGGUGAUCACCGCGAACAGCGAUGUCAUUAUAGGCAAGCCCGGCAAAAUGGCGCCGAGACCACCACAAACAUAUUUGAAGGACGGCAUGAAACCUCCUCCUUUACCCGUGCCGAAUAUUCCGGUACAUCCUGUGCUGGAGGUCCUCGAAAACGAUCCCGAAGACGUGCAAGCUCAACCGACCAUCCAAGGCCCGCAGAUACAGAUCUUGCCAGCGCAUCAGGUUUAUGAGGAACAUCUGAAGGUGCCGGUUUCCAUUCCUCUGGACGCAAAUAACCCGACAGCUAAGCAACCCCAGAAGUUGCAUCCUGUUCAAUCGUCACCUCCUAAAAGAAUGGGAUCGAAGCAGGAUAUACUGGCGAACGACCCCUUGCUGAAGCCACCCGACAGACCGAACGUGGAGCAAUACGCGAAUCCUAAUCUGAGCCAUAAGAUUCCAGAAUGGAAUUCAGAAAAAUACAGAAGACCUUGGAGCGCCAAAGAUCCCUUGACACCACCUCCGUCACCAACGAUAUACGAUGAAAUUCACUCAGAGAAACCGAUCGAGAAACCUCGUCCGACUAUAUUGCCGUCCGAAGAACAGAAACGACCAUUAUGGGCGCAGAAAGAUCCUCUGCUGCCGGAUACUUCUAUCGUCAUCCAGACUUCAGAGUCAAAACCAAUUCCAACUCGACCAAUAGUUCAUCAAGUCCCGCACGUCAUCGACAGAUCCACGGGACAGCCUCUGUUAGUCAAUAUCCAACCUAGCCAAGUAGCUAACGUCGUAAUUCCUCAAGGAGGCACGCAAGCACUGAUUUUUGGGGACACCAGCGAACCUCACAUAAGCGGACAAUAUUUCGACGACCCUUCGCCCUAUCCGGAACCUGAAGUUGGGCCAAGUUUCGUCGGUAUACAAAAGGUCCAAAACUUGCCUCAAUACUCAAGCGAGAAAGAUCCAGCUGACUACAUGGUACCUCCCUCGCCACCUCCAUCGUCACCUAUUAGCUUCAAGCCUGCUUCAUCAAAACCAGGCUUAUCUGGUCGUCCACACGCCAUUCCAUUGUCACCCGUACGGGAUUACGGAAGGCCACAGGAAACUCCAGAGACUCCUCUAUUACGACCCGAUAAAAGACCGUCGGAAGUGCAUCUGAUCAAACGUCCUGACGAGUCUGGAAGCUCCAGCCAAGGCCACGUUCACACCGAGAUUCUCGUGCAUCACAAACCGGAGACAGUCAACAUUCGGCCGCAAUCUGCUUCACACCCACCUAUUCAUUCUCACGUGCAUUCGGCUCAUCAGCCGCCGGUGCGCGGCCAUUUCUCGAAAGGCCAAAACCCGCUGGAGCCAGCUCCACCGAGGCGCACGGAAGUCUCCUCGAGCGAAGUUCCGCAUCGGUAUAUAUUCCUUGGCAAGCCGGAUUCUGGUAACGAGAUAACAUUAGGCACUAGUUGGAAAUCCGACAAGAAGCCGGUUAGAUUCGCACUGAACAACCGACCAAGACCGCGACCCAUACUGAGACCGACGUCUGACCGUCCUCUGGACAGACAUGUCUUUGUGGAACGACCCACUGGAUAUCCACCAGCCCGAAAACCAACGUACUCUGGACCACAGAGACUCCCGGCGAAGACACAAAACACUUUUCCCUUAGCACAUCGGCCGCCGAUGAAUCCUCACUCUCAUCAAGAACCUACUAGGAUGCCGCCUAAACUGUUCACCCUUCAAGUCGACCAUCAGGAAAGACCUCCCCAUAUUUAUUCAGAGAACGCAGGUGUGAAUAACUUCGCAACACCGCAUUCUCCAAUCGAACAGAACAAUCGUAUUCCCCCGACUGGAACGAUAGAAUAUCACAACCCUUCGUAUCCAAAACCAACGUCGGAAGACAACAAGAACCCUCAGGUAGCCGCAAAACCGCAGCAGAUUCCAAAAGACCAACCUGAUAAAUGGCAGACUCAUACGCAGACACAGCAGUCGUUACCGGAUUCCGCCAUUGAUGCUUCGGAAUAUGUCAAUUAUCAGAAUUAUUACAAUAAACAAGGCAACAAAAGCCAAGAGGUCGAUAAUCAAAAUAAAAAGGACGUGUCGAAUCCUUUGUAUUCUCAUAGCAUCAAUCAGACUCUGAAUUCACAAUCUCCGUAUGGAACAGUAGUUUCCAUUAAUACGGUGGUAGGUAAGCCGUUGGAAGUUGCACAAGAACAAAGUGUGACUUUCGGAUAUAAUGGUAAGCCGAUAUUGCCAGGAUCACACGGUGCUGAUCUCUAUAGCACGAGGCCCUAUGAAUUGCCUGUGGUGCAGGGCAAGCCUUUUGGUGUUUACAACGGUCAUGUAGACCCGGCCGUUCCUUAUGGCUACAAACAAAAGGAAGGCAAGCCUGAUUAUGAAAUCGUUCACGGUAUACCCGCUCCUCAUCACGAGUAUACGUCAACGUUGAUCCGAAAGCCGCAAGACGGCCAACUCACGACAGCAAGUUCGCCGAAGCGUGAUGAUACUAUCGAUCUAAAGCCACCCGCAAUUAUACCUCAGUUCGGCGCUGAAGUGGACAGACCGGGAAGACCGUAUCUUAGACCGGUCCGACCUGAUUCGAGACCUGUUCUGUAUCACAAAUCGGAAAUAUUGACGAAACCGCCGAUUAAAUUGGAAGUCAGACCUGAUUAUGUCGUAAAACGUCCAGGAGACGUCAAGCCGAACAUCGCAGAGACUUUCGUCAAUCAGACAUUGGAUCACGAACAGAAGACGAGUCACGAUCUCCAAAACUGGAACGUGGGUAUGGUAUUUCCAGACAUCAUAAAGUCUCCACAGAAAAUACCAGCUGGACAUGAUUCCCAUAUUGCUCAGACCAGCGUGAAACCAACUGAGUAUAAGAACAGUACCGCACCUCGUCCGACGUCAAUUGGAAAUAAUCGACCAGUCCUCGUCGUUCGUCCAGAGCAUGGAACGUACACGAGAGUGCAUCCAGAGUAUCCUCAUAUCUUAACGAAGCCGAAACCUCAAGUGCCAGGGCCGGUGAUUGUCUCAAGCGGCACACCGGGUAUGGACGCACACGGUCGUCCAGGCAUCAAGUUUUCCAUGCCGGUUGAGGCAACGGGUGAAGAAGUAGACAGCAAGACGCAGACUGAGAGACCCCCCAGCAUGUUGGUUACGAAGAACAAUCUGUCGCACAACAAAAAGAACGACGAGGCUCUGGACACGGCGUAUCAAACCAGCUUUGCCUCCUCAGAGUCGCAGAACAAGAAGGACGAGCUUAAGACGAGGCCAAUUAAUAUUAAGGAAAUGAACGUUCCUUCUAGGAACAUGAUGCCACCACCCUUGAACGUUGGGUCAAAUCAGGCCAACAAAGACGAGCAAGAGGGUCUCAAACCUCCACCACCGCCGUCAAGCGAUGUAGUCGGAUUGUCGCCACCACCGGUGGAUAUCACCACUACUCAUGUGCCGAUAGAAGAUCGAUUCGUUUUAGUGACGACCGAGGAGACGACCGGCCUGAAGCCGCCGAAGUAUGUGCCUCUGAAAGAGUCGAUCACCACGGUCGCGCCUCCUCCACCCAGCACGAGUAUGGUGCCACCCAGUCCGAGACCGUCGCUCACGAAACCGUUCCUCGUGGAACUGCUGUCGCAGGACAUGGUACCACCGCCGAUAUUGACAACGUCUCGGCCGCUCGAGAUCGCUACCGUGAGACCAGCUGUCGCGGUUUCUGGCUCUAUACAGAUAGCCACAGCGGUCGCAACGUCUCAUAUUCCAGUGGUGCAAGACAUUGAAUCCAAGAUACCGAUUAUUCACGGAACUGUCGACCUCCCAGUCGUGGUCGACGUGCCCGAAAUUCUCAGACCUGUGGAAACACGAAUGACUGAACACGUCAGCAUCUACACCGUGCGGCCUUUCGACACAAAGCCAGUGUCCAGGAUCUCCAUUCAGACGACAUCGACAUCGCCGAUAAAUAUGGUAAUACCAACGAAACUGCGAACACCUCAAGUAGAUCACAUUCAGCCGAGCAGAUCGUCGACGAUCCAUCAUGACGUCAAUCCUACGAGGACGUAUAUGAUGGACAUUCCUCCGAACCCUGUCAAACGGCCAGAGCACCCGAUAUUCUUAGAAUCCAGUUACGAGAGCGUCCCACCGUCCACCAUAAAAAUGGAACCUACCGAAUCAUUAACAUCCAUCGCGGAAACGAAUCAGAAGAAGCAACAACAUUCGACUGUAUCGAAAGUAGACAUGACCAAGACGCAAAAACCACAAACGACCCAAUACAGUGCUGCGGCGAACAAAACGAUGAGCCAAGAGCAGCCUAUAAUCGUUACCAGAGUUGAUAGUUCGAUCACCAAAGUGACCAGCACGGUGUUGCCGAUGCCAGACAAUAAGGCGACCUCCAAGACUACCGAUUCGACCAUUCAGUUUACAAACAAUGUCAUGAAAACUACAAACAGCGCUGUUGCCGCAGACGGGUCUAACGCCACUGUACGAACGAAGCCUAAAGAGGUGACGCGAUUCGUGACGUCGACGGUGACAAGGACGAAGACGUCAGUGUUGGGUUCGCCGCCGACAACAAGAACUCUUCUGCUCACGCAUACGAUCACCACCACGACAGUAGAAACGGUGACCGAGACGCUGCUGCGUCCGACAAGCGUCGUUUCUACGGUGACUUCGACGAUCUUGCAAUCGAUCGUCACCAGGAUUCCGUCAUCAUAUGACAACGCAGAGGACAAUGACUCUAUAUUCGUCGUGAUGAGCGACCAAAAACCACCAGCGCCUGGCGCGGAAGAGGUGGAGGCUGAAUACGGAGAAGAGGUCUCUCGCGAUGAACAAGAUCCAGCUGGUAACGAAGUGCAUAGAGUGCUCGCGGGUGGAGUUUUAGGCGCCCCAGUGGUACCCCUUGCACCCGUUGCUAAUCAGUGUACACCAGAAUGUAAAUCGUCCAAGUCCGAGAUAUGCGCCGAAGUAGGGACCGAGAUGAGAUGCGUGUGUCGGCCAGGAUUCGCGAGGAUGUUCCCAGAUCGCCCUUGCAAGCCGACUUACACGUAUACUCUACGCGUCGGUUUGGACCGCAUCGGCCAUGAGUCCGUGGCGUACGACACUGCUCUGAACGACUCCACCUCGACAAUGUAUAAACGCUUGGCGGUUCCAACGAAGGACGCAUUGGACAGAACUCUGAUGCAGAGCGAUCUGCGGGACGUGUACAGAGGACUGAAGAUCGCCGGAUUCACCUCCGAUCCCACGAAAGUCGAGUUCCACGUACAGCUCAGUGAUAACGCCAACGAGACCAGACUCAAGGAGAUCCUGAGGAAAUAUUUAGUCGGCAGCAAUUACAGUUUAGGCGGCACGGAGGUGUACGCCUCGAAGAACCUCGACCUGAUCGAAGCGGUUGAUUUCGACGAGUGCGCUUCCAAGGAGGGCGGUCCAUAUCACGACUGUUCGCCUCACGCGGCAUGCUUCAACUUACGAGGAUCAUACCAGUGUUCUUGCAGAGAAGGUUGGGCUGAUUUGUCGGAAAAUCCGGCAUAUCCUGGAAGAAUGUGCUCGCAAGCACCCUUGGGAUGCGCCGGCUGCAACAACAAGGGUCAUUGCGUCACCAACUCCUUCGGUCAGGAGGUGUGCGAGUGCUUCCCCUGGCACAGCGGUCAACGUUGCCAGGUUAAUCUCAAAGUCCUGCUGAUAGCUCUGGUGACAGCCGGAGCGAUCCUACUAGGCCUUUUGGCAGUUUGUAUGGGAAUGGCGUGCUUCCGCCAUCCGGGACGCGACCGAAAGACCGGCGACAGACGAGCAAUGAUCCCCGGGACCGGCGGCGACACCAGCAGCGAAGGUAGCGUCACUGACUUGGCGAUACCGCAUCAUGUACCGCACGUGUUGCCGCCGCCGCCGCAGAUGAUAGCACCGUUGCCGCCGACAAAUAAGAGACCGAUUCGCAAGAUCAGUGGGAAACCUCGUCAUCCGCCGAGAAAAGCCACCAUGAUACCAGCUGCUGCGAUACCAAUGAACGACGAUCAACGCGAUCGCUCGUUGACAGUGAUGAUACCACGAGCAAAGUACCGAUCGGCACCGCAGUCACCGCAAAAUUACAAAGGCGGCAUGAGCACCUUCGCCGCUGAGGAGCACAAGCUCAUCAGUUACCUCGACAAUGGCACGCAUUCUCCGGCAAACAGAAAGCAGAGUAUAUGCAGCGCGAAGGACUGCAAGGAAGCCGAUCUGCAGGGUGCGCGGAGCCCGGUGACGCCCACGGGCGCUCUCGUGAGCGCCGGUUUUCAGGUGUCGGCGACAGUAACCCGUACAGUAGACGCGGAGUCCACUUUAGCGCGAUCCUGCGGAGAGACGACUGUGGAAGCAGCGACGAAGGUACUGAGAGGUGGAGAUCUUCAAGUCGACUUCGACUCGACUUUGGCUCGAUCGUGCGGCGAAACGACCAUUCAAGCUCCGACGAAACUGCUGAGACUGGAUUUGGGUGAGGCUGGUUCAACUUUGGCGAGAUCCUGCGGCGAAACGACGAUUCAGCCACCAACGAAAGUCGCCGCCGCGCGCAGAAACAGUGUCAAAGAUACCAGAGACAAUAGAGACACCAGGGAUAGUGCCAGCGAAGGCCACACCAUGGCCGAGCGGGAUUUAGGCAGCACAUUGAGACUUCCGGCGCAACAUCCGCCACUGUAUAGUCCGGACAGGACCAGCGAUCGGGAAUCCAACUUCGAUUCGCUCUAGACGCUCAAACGAGAACGAGUCACGACGUAUGAGAAGAUUAAUCACGGACGGAGCCGCUGGACGGUAUCCUCCGUGGACUUCUAAAUUAUUACCCGUCGAAAUUUGCAAUUAUACGACAAAAAAGGAACGAAAGACUGACAUUCGCGUCGUCUAUGCUUAUUUAUUGAACGUGGUCGCGCCAUGCUUUUUUCGCUUUUACUUCUUCGGCACUGUCACGAAACUUUGUCGUACAAUUAUUGAUGAGCAAUAAUUUCGCGUCGCUUGGUGCCGGGAAUCGUUAAUCUCACCGACGCUCCUCUUCUCAUUCGUGGAACUCUCCGAAAUUCAAAACUGUCGCCUCACAGAUUAAUAAUAUCCUGCGCGUAACUUCGUUUCGGGGCGAAGGAUAAGCGCGCGUGACUCAACUCCGUGCCAAAAUACAACCAAUGAAAUAGGGAAGGCUCCUCGAAGAGAGAGAAGCUCUUUCUCGUCUUCCUGUACGAUAUUACGAUCGUCGCAACUUUACCAUGCGCUUGCACGCGUGGUGCAACAGUGUCAUAAAUUGUGAAUGGCGUCAAGUUGUCGCGCGAGCAGCACGACGAGGAAGCUCGGUGCUCGCAUCGGUCGCAAGAAGAGAAUAUUUUUUAUUAUUGUUGUUAUUGUUUGUUUAUUUAGUCUAUUCGCCGACGAGUCACGUCAUGUUGCCCGGCUUCGUUGCGAGGCUCCAUUUUUCACGGAGCGAUCUGACUCGCAAUCGAGAUCGACAGGGAGUGUCGUUUCAGCGUUUGCCGAAUAUGGAUCGCUUAUGGCACGCUAGUGUUGAAUAUUCCCGUUCACUCUAACCCUUUCACAAAAAAAUAUCGUCUAAUUACGUGUUUCGAAUUCCUGAAAAUAUCAGAUUUCGUAAAAAAUAACAGUGACGAAAAUUUGCCUCAACGGUUCGACUUGGAAAUCAACAGACUUAUUAAUAAUAAAUGAAUUAAGUAACCAGGAGAACGGAAAAGAUGAAGAAAUCGCGCGUUCCGACAAGCUGCAUUCCUUUGAGAGAGAAUCUCGCUCUCUUUCCGGUCCAUUCGUAGGAACUGGGACGAAGCCGGAGCAACGUUGCUGUUUGUCAGACUCAAAGAAAGGGCAAACGAGACGCGUUAAGCGAGCGGUUAAGCGAGCGGGACGCGCACGGUGUAUGUAUUUACGGUUAGCUCAGUUAGGUAGCGUAAGCAGAAGCGCAACGAGGGGCAGGUGUGUACAUGCGUCAAGAUUCUUUCGUGAGUCUACGUUCAACCAAAAGAUCGUUCCGCCCGCGCGGGAUAAAUUAAGUUCUGCCGACUUAAGAGACGACGAAAACGACGAUGCUCGUAUACCUCUAAAGCUACGUUACUAACCUUGUUCUCCUCACUUUGUCCAAAUGAACCCUUUCCUUUCCUUUAUACAUACCCUAUAUAUACAUAUAUAUAUACAUAGAUAUAUAUAUAAAUAUAGAAACAUUAUCCUGUUGUAAAUACUCUCUCUCUCUCUCUUUCUCUCUUUCUUUCUGUCCUCCGCAAUCUUUUCCAUGUAAUACUAUUGUAAUUUUGUAUACUUAGCGCAUGUGUAUACUUAUAUACGUACUUUUAAUAAAAGUCAAUAAUGUAACGGCAUGUCUUAAAAAAACGUACCUGCUCGUCAUACUCAAGAAACUUUAACUUAACAUGAAAGUACUCAAACUGACUUAAUUAACGACGAAUUUUGUUACGAAUUCCUGGGUUUCUUCAACCUUAUCUCGUUACAACGAGGAUCUUGUAAUAUGAGUUGACGUCAUCAUCGAGGACAAGCUUGGAAAGUAAAUCGGUCCGAGGGAGAGAGGCACGCGCCGGGAGAAUCGGAGAAAUAUGUAGGAAGGAUCGCGCGAUGUCGACAAUUAGAUGCAGUGCGAGUGACAUGUCAUAAGUAGAGCCACUACUUGCUACGAUAGGCAUUCAUCGAUAUAAGUUACUAAAACGUCUUCAUUAAGACCUUAUGUAAGAGUCUCCCGCAGAUAAUAUAUAUAUAUAUACUAAUUAUUUAUUCUUAUAAUAAAUCCUUAACGCUGUAAAAACACAA
This is a messenger RNA of Odontomachus brunneus, 20641 nucleotides long. RefSeq lists its product as uncharacterized. The coding region runs from base 503 to 18583 and encodes 6026 amino acids. Lineage: Eukaryota; Metazoa; Arthropoda; Insecta; Hymenoptera; Formicidae. Gene Ontology annotation, molecular function: calcium ion binding. The transcript is spliced from 22 exons. The record is from RefSeq and is a predicted model, not a curated record.